AUGGGCUUGAGGUCGCCAAAUUCGAUCAAAGAGAUGCAGAAGCUUAGGGGAAAGAUCGCAUCCUUAAGCAGAUUUAUAUCACGAUCGGCAGACAGAAGCUUACCAUUUUUCAAAGCUUUAAGGAAGCCCAAGAGUUUCGCGUGGACUCCAGAAUGCGAACAAGCUUUGCAGGAAUUGAAGGAAUAUCUCACGAAGCCUCCACUGCUCGCGAACCCUAGAGAAGGGGAGACAUUAUUUUUGUAUCUUGGGGUGUCCGAGAACGCGAUCAGCUCCGUAUUGGUGAGAGAAGAAGCUAGCAACCAGAAUCCAGUCUAUUAUUCGCACAAAGUGGUGGUGUUGACGAACCACCCUCUUAAGCACGUGAUGUCGCAGCUGGAAGCCUCCGGAAGAUUGAUCAAAUGGGCGGUCGAAUUGGGGCAGCACGAUAUUGAGUACCAACCCAAAACAGCCCAGAAGGCGCAGGUGCUCGCAGAUUUCAUCACAGAGCUGUCCGACGACCAGAAGGAACCCGAAGCGGCUGAUCACCCCUAUUCGAAAUGGAUACUGCAUGUUGAUGGGUCCUCUGACGCGAAUAAUGGAGGAGCAGGCAUAUUGAUCCAAGGACUAGGGGGAAUCGAGAUCGAAGUUGCCGCUCGCCUAUCAUUCCCGGUGACAAACAAUGAGGCGGAGUAUGAGGCAUUGGUAUUGGGACUGGAGCUUGCACAUGAAGCAGGUGCUCGAGACCUGGAAGUUUUUACCGACUCACAGUUGACUGCAAUGCAAAUCGAAGGAACAUACGAGACGAGAGAGAGAACAAUGACCCAAUAUAAAGAGAUCGUGCAGCGAGUGAUGGGGAGGUUCAGUAGAUGCUCCGUUUUGCAGGUCCCCAGAGUAGAGAACGACAAAGCGGAUGCUCUGUCGAAGUUUGGAGCGGCAAUGGAUGGAAUCCGAGAUCGCAAAAUCACAGCCUUAGUACGCGAGCAGUCGGCCCUUGCGAGUAGAACGGAAGUCCAGGUCGUCUCAGAGGCAGGGUCUUGGAUGAGCGAAAUCGUGAGGUACCUCGAGGACGGGACCUUGCCUAGCAAUCCGGUGGCGGCGAAAAGAGUCAGAUUUUGA
Messenger RNA from Sesamum indicum (sesame), 1095 nucleotides. Lineage: Eukaryota; Viridiplantae; Streptophyta; Magnoliopsida; Lamiales; Pedaliaceae. The record is from RefSeq and is a predicted model, not a curated record.